Exaiptasia diaphana is the source of this 2768-nucleotide messenger RNA. RefSeq lists its product as uncharacterized. The transcript has 17 exons. Lineage: Eukaryota; Metazoa; Cnidaria; Anthozoa; Actiniaria; Aiptasiidae. Bases 90 to 2768 code for a protein of 892 amino acids. The record is from RefSeq and is a predicted model, not a curated record.
GCGAACAUUGAAUGACAGUCAACCUGGAAACUUCACUUCAUGUAAAUAAGGUUAAAAUGUAAGGAAACAUUCACUGGCUGUGCGAGAACAUGGCUUCCCAAGCUGCUACUAUAAUUAUUGAUAGUGGUGAAGAGAGUGACGAAGUUGUCAGGAUAACGCGGAARAAAUCUCCAUCAAGCAAGGAUAAAACUUCAGUUGUGUUUGUCCCUGAUGGCGAUUAUGAAGGCGAAGUCAUCUUUGUUGAACCAGAAGAUUACUCUCCCAAAAAGAAAAUAAGACUAGAAGAGGAGAGAAGAACUUCAGAGUUAAACUCUGAUGAGCAGAUCACCUCAGAUUUAGCUGUGACAUUUGAUCGCAAAGGAGUUGAAUUUCCACAUGCCAGGGAACAUUGUAGAUCUCAUAGUUUUGAACGGAUUCCGGUUGGUUCAUCAAWGCCAGCAAGUGGAUCCAACAAUGAAAAAUAUUGUGAGAAAUGCUACUGUUUUGUCUGCGAUGAGUUAUCCAGUAAGUGUGAAAAAUGGAAAGCUGGUGCGCAUCCCCAUUGCAAUAGCUAUGCCAAAAAUGCCUAUUGGGAGAGGCAAAGAAAAUUGCAUAAACUUGAUAACAAGGAAUCCCACUUUGAACCAAUCUUGUCAUGUGUUGACAUACCAUUUGAAAAUGUCUUUCAUGAAUUGAAGAGGGCAGAGAUUUCAUCAAGGGAUUUCUACCAUUCUAUUGAAGAAAUCAAGCAAUCUAUUAAUGGUGCUCCUCCAGUAGAGCGUGAGUGUACUUGUGCAUGUCAUUCUUGGGGCAGCAGAGGUGAUAACUGUGCAUGCUUAUGGACUCAUCCAUUUAAUAUAUCACAACAGAGCUUUGGAAGAUAUUCUGUAGCGAGAAAAGUUGAAUCAAUACUAAGCAACAAAUGCUCUAAAGCAGCUGAUAUGGCAUCAAARCAUCUAAAAUGUACCAAUGSUAAACCAUCAUCAGCCAUUGUUGUCCUYGAUAGUAUUACAACAGGAUUAUUUGCUCUUGAUUCAUGUGUUAYUUGGAGUGUAAGACCAGACACUAGGUCAAUGUUUACUCCUCUCAUUCCACUUUGGUUGGAAGCWUGUAUGCAUCCUAAAGCUGAGAAAAGUCUGGUUGAUAUGGCAAAGAAAAGAGUUGAAAAAGCUGCAAAAUUUGGUGACUCCAAAUUAUUCUUGUAUCAUGCUAAAACACUCAACAGAUUGCUGAACGACUUAAAGCCAAUGGAUGAUCCUGCCAUAGCAAAGUACUUACAGGGACAAUAUGGCCUGGAAGAAAAUAUAGAGAUUGCCGAAGCCAGAGUCGCAUAUCUCAAAACAAACAAGCUAUUCAUCGAGGCUGUCCAUUACAUUCUAUGUAUAAAGGUGACAAGUUCAUCAAAUGGUUCUCAGUUAGUUCAUCCUUGUCCCCCUACAAAAUGGUGUGAUAAACCUAGUACACGACUAGAGCUUAUUGACCUGCUCAUCAUCAUUGGCAAAUACAAGGAGGCUAAGAAUGUCAGCCUUUGGCCUCUGAGAAUACCUUUACCAAGCAGUCUCACCAUGCUGAUUCCUUAUGAAGCUGGGAAGGACAAGACAUAUUCGUACCAUUCUUGUGCCAUUGCCUCUCUGAAAACCAGCAGCUUCAAGAGUUUGAUAACUGGUUUAUUGUAUGACAGAAACUCCUGCAGUAACAAAGAACAGUCCAACAAGAAGCUGUUAGAAGUUGUUUGUCUUGUAUUGCCAUUAUUAUUUUUGAAAAACAACUCAUUGGACUGUUUCCAGUUCUACUUUGAGAAGUUUUUUAGUGAUGGUGUCUCCAGGAUCUUUAAAUAUGCCACAUUAGAAGUUAUCCAGGAUGUGCAGAAAUGUGUAAGAAACAUCAUCCCAAAAAUAAAACGUGGUAAACCGGUAUCAUUACAAGACCUGAAACCUAAAGAAAGUAGAAUUCUUCCUGAGAAGCUUGAAUGGGUUUGUCUAUCACUACUAGUAAAUCCUGAUUUACAAGACAGGAUCUUGGCUCCAGAGAUCAACACUCUUGUUGKCAAUAUCUUACCUAAGACUGGGAGUCUUCUGAUACCUUUGGAGACUAUGGAGAAGUGGUACAUUAAACUCAAUGGGAUACUGUACUUUAAUGAUCUUUUUCAACUUGCCGGUAGAAUAUUAGAGGAAGGAAAUAAACUAAGAGAUGGAAAGAAGUCUAUGGAGACAAAGACUAAAGCUGUGAACCUCUCACAGAAACUUAGAGAAUCAAUUCUGGUUAACUCUCUUGGUCAAGAGCAGAAAUCUUUGAAUUACUUACUGAAAAUGAUAGAAGAUAAAUUUUCUUCUGAGGCAGCCAAGCUUGGAAUCAUUGAGAACAGCACUAAAGACCUUGAGAUGAAAUUCUUAUCAGAGCCAAGUUUUGAGUCUCUGGAGAAUGUUAGAAAGGCUUGUGUUGAUGACGAUGCUUGGAAGCAAAAACGUGACAUACUGCUACAGUUUCUUGACAAAAAUGCAAGUAAAUUUCAAGAAGUCACCAUUGAGRUUUACUCACAACUAGAAAUGUUUGACAAAUUAAAAUCCUUUUUGUCAAAGCGACAAGACACUAAUUGUGAGAAGACUGAGAAGACAAUUACCAUGAUUCAAGUCCUUCUUCAACCAGGUUCUUCUAUCAACUCUGUUGCCAAGAGAACKGCCUUUGUAGAAGCAACUCAUGAGUACAUUGCUUCUUGUCUUGUCUUUGGAUCAUUUGAUCCCUGGUCUUUCAGGAAAAGAUCAUCACCGGUAAUGGAGAUCAUCUUGUAG